CCUUAAUAUCUUUAGUCAUCAGUUUCUUACAAUUACGCUGCUGAUAACUCUGCUUCUUCAAUUCUGCACAGCUUAUGUAGGGUGAACCAUUCUUCAUCCCAUCUUGAUAUGUAAUUUGAGAAAACUCUUCAGUGAGUUGGUCAAAUUCAUUAUCUUUCGAAUAUAGAUUUUCUGUUUCUUUUUCUGAGUUUAGUCAGAUACUCUGCAAUAAUGGGUAUGGCCAUCUCAAGACUAGUAAGGAUGUUGUUUGCAAAGCGUGAAAUGAGAAUUUUAAUGGUUGGUCUUGAUGCUGCUGGAAAGACAACCAUCCUCUACAAACUGAAGCUUGGAGAGAUUGUUACUACCAUACCCACCAUAGGUUUUAAUGUAGAAACAGUGGAAUACAAAAAUGUUAGCUUCACUGUAUGGGAUGUGGGAGGCCAAGACAAGAUUCGACCUUUAUGGAGACACUACUUUCAGAACACUCAAGGGCUCAUAUUUGUGAUUGACAGCAAUGACAGAGAAAGAAUAGUAGAAGCCAGAGACGAGAUCCAUCGAAUGUUGAGUGAGGAAGAACUACGUGAUGCCACACUGCUGGUUUUCGCCAAUAAACAAGACCUUCCCAAUGCAAUGAGUGUUGCAGAGAUCACAGAUAAACUUGGCCUGCACUCACUUCGUCUACGCCGUUGGUACAUCCAAAGUGCUUGUGCUACCUCUGGUGAAGGACUCUACGAAGGUCUUGAUUGGUUAUCCAACAAUAUUUCUACCAAGCAGACAUAAAUCUUGAUGGCAGCAAAGACUUUGGACUUCUCAGUACAGCUCCUACAAGAUUGUAUCUAAGAAUAACCGACGUUACUAGUUUGGUUUCCCUCGUAUCAUGUUAGGACCAAGAUAUGUUACAUGAUACAUUAUAAUUAUGAAAUGAAUAUUGUCGGACUUAUUAAGGCUAUUGUAAUGAAAGUAUUCUAAUUUGGUGAUUCAGUUCAAAAUAUAAUCACUAUGCAA
This is a messenger RNA of Papaver somniferum (opium poppy), 984 nucleotides long. Its product is annotated as ADP-ribosylation factor 1-like. Gene Ontology annotation, biological process: vesicle-mediated transport; intracellular protein transport. The transcript has 6 exons. Gene Ontology annotation, molecular function: GTPase activity; GTP binding. Bases 211 to 759 code for a protein of 182 amino acids. Lineage: Eukaryota; Viridiplantae; Streptophyta; Magnoliopsida; Ranunculales; Papaveraceae. The record is from RefSeq and is a predicted model, not a curated record. Gene Ontology annotation, cellular component: cytoplasm.